AAAGAGGCGUUUAAACGGUUUCACACUCAGUCGCUCCGUUUGACUCUUUUGCCCAACAACUACCAAAACCCGACUGCGUCUUUGCUGCUACUCCAUCGAUCCAUCUUUCACAAAUCAUGGAGUCGUUUCUGGGUUUUGCUGCUUUUUUCCUUCUCUUUCAGGUUAUCUUUUUCGCCUCUUUGAUGAGUGCUGAGGAGACGGAUUCACCGGCUUCAUUUUCGGACAUCGCAUCAUCGGGGAAAAGGAACUCUGAAGAAUAUUGUGCAAUGUAUGAUAUAUGUGGUGAACGCAGCGACGGAAAAGUCCUGAAUUGCCCUUAUGGCUCCCCAUCCGUGACGCCUGAUGAGCUAUUUUCUGCCAAAAUUCAAAGUUUGUGUCCAACAAUAAGUGGGAAUGUUUGUUGCACGGAGCUUCAGUUUGAAACAUUACGCGCACAAGUUCAACAAGCAAUUCCGUUUCUUGUAGGCUGCCCAGCAUGCUUGAGGAACUUCCUAAAUCUUUUUUGUGAGCUUUCUUGCUCUCCAAAUCAGAGUCAGUUUAUCAACGUGACCUCUGUGUCCGAGGUUAAUGGAAAUAUGACUGUGGAUGGCAUUGACUUUUACAUAGCUGACACUUUUGGAGAAGGGUUGUUCGACUCUUGCAAGGAUGUUAAAUUUGGGACUAUGAACACACGGGCAAUAGAAUUUAUUGGUGCCGGUGCUAAAAAUUUUGAAGAAUGGUUCGAUUUUAUUGGUGCGAAAGCAGAGCCCGGUUUCCCUGGUUCACCUUAUGCGAUUGAGUUUAAGCUGGUUGUUCCUGAGUCAUCUGGAAUGGAGCUCAUGAAUGUGUCAGUUUAUUCAUGUGGUGACACUUCACUAGGCUGCUCUUGUGGUGACUGCCCUUCAUCUCCAGUGUGUUCAAAUCCUGAACCUCCUCAGCCAAAGAAAAAGCCAUGCUCCAUUAGAAUUCUAUCUAUUGAGGUAAAGUGCAUUGAAGUUUCAGUUGCCAUAUUGUAUAUUCUCUUAGUUUUUGCAUUCUUUGGUUGGAGCUUUUUUGGUCGGAUGAGACGAAGGAGGGGAUCUGGAUCUAGCGAGGAACCAUUGUUGAAUGUCAUUCAUGAUGAUGACAUUGACUCUGUUAACUUGCAAGAUGAAAGUGUUGCCACAAAGAGGCAUGCUAUGGAUCCUCAAGUUACCGAAGGGAUCCACCUAGCUCCUGUUCAGGGAUAUAUGUCAAACUUUUACAGGAGUUAUGGAAGCUGGGUCUCCAGAAAUCCCAGUCUUGUGCUGUUUUCCUCGGUGGCAAUUGUUGUUAUUCUGUGUGUGGGUCUAGUUCGUUUCAAGGUGGAGACACGGCCAGAGAAGCUGUGGGUAGGUCCUGGGAGCAAGGCAGCGGAAGAGAAACAAUACUUUGACAGCCAUCUUGCCCCCUUCUACAGAAUUGAGCAGCUCAUAAUAGCGACUCUGCCAGAUCCAAAAGAUGGCAAGUCACCAAGUAUUGUCACAGAUGAUAAUAUUCAGCUACUUUUUGACAUACAAAACAAGGUUGAUGGAAUUCGUGCUAAUUAUUCUGACUCGGUGGUAGCUCUAACUGAUAUUUGCUUGACGCCUAUUGGCCAAGAUUGUGCCACCCAAAGCAUUUUGCAGUAUUUUAAGAUGGACCCUGAAAACUUUGACAGCUAUGGAGGGGUUGUACAUGUAGAGUAUUGCUUUCAGCAUUUUACUUCUGCGGACACAUGUUUGAGCGCGUUUCAGGCUCCACUUGAUCCAAGCACUGCCUUGGGAGGAUUCUCAGGAAACAACCAUUCAGAGGCUUCUGCAUUCAUUGUCACCUACCCAGUUAAUAAUGCAGCUGGUGAUGUAGGAAAUGAGAAUGGGAAGGCAUUGGCUUGGGAGAAGGCUUUUAUUCAGCUAGCGAAGGAGGAACUGAUGCCAAUGGUUCUGUCUCGGAAUCUUACUCUCUCAUUCUCAGCCGAAAACUCAAUUGAGGAAGAGUUAAAAAGAGAAAGUACUGCAGAUGUGAUAACCAUAUUAGUAAGCUAUCUGGUAAUGUUUGUUUACAUAUCUCUAGCCUUGGGAGAUGCACCUCAUUUGUCUUCUUUUUACCUCUCGUCCAAGGUCCUGCUUGGCUUGUCAGGAGUCAUACUUGUCAUGCUUUCUGUCCUUGGGUCUGUUGGAUUUUUCAGUGCUGUUGGAGUUAAAUCUACAUUAAUCAUAAUGGAAGUCAUUCCGUUCCUUGUUCUUGCUGUUGGUGUAGAUAACAUGUGUAUACUGGUACAUGCGGUGAAACGGCAACCACUGGACUUACCUUUAGAAAUACGAAUAAGUAAUGCACUUGCUGAAGUUGGCCCAUCCAUAACGCUGGCUAGUUUAUCUGAGAUUCUGGCAUUUGCAGUUGGAAGUUUCAUUCCUAUGCCAGCUUGUCGUGUCUUCUCCAUGUUUGCUGCUCUUGCUGUUCUACUGGACUUCUUCCUGCAAGUUACUGCAUUUGUUGCGCUGAUAUAUUUUGACUUUUUGAGAGCUGAGGACAACAGGGUUGAUUGUUUUCCAUGCAUACAAGUCGCUCCAUCUUCUGAGGGAACUAGUGAAGGAAUAUAUCAUAGAAGAGCUGGAUUGCUGACCCGCUAUAUGAAGGAAGUACAUGCACGCAUUCUUGGAUAUUGGGUGAUUAAAAUGGUUGUUGUUGCUGUCUUUCUUGCUUUCACCUUGGCAAGCAUUACAUUAUGUACUAGUAUUGAACCUGGUUUGGAACAGAAGAUUGCCCUUCCCCGGGAUUCUUACCUUCAGGGGUACUUCAAUAACAUUUCAGAGCAUCUUAGGAUUGGACCACCGUUAUAUUUUGUUGUCAAGGAUUACAACUACAGCUCGGAAUCAAGACAUACAAACCAGUUAUGCUCCAUCAGUAAAUGUGAUUCCAACUCCCUUUUAAAUGAGAUAUCCAGAGCAUCUUCAACACCGGAAUCAAGCUACAUUGCUAAGCCAGCUGCCUCUUGGCUUGAUGAUUUUCUUGUAUGGAUUUCACCUGAGGCUUUUGGUUGCUGUCGGAAGUAUUUAAAUGGUUCUUAUUGUCCCCCUGAUGAUCAGCCACCUUGUUGUUCACCUGAUGAAGGUCCUUGUGGCCUUGGUGGAGUUUGCAAAGAUUGUACAACAUGCUUUCGGCACUCAGAUUUGGUCAAUGAUCGUCCAUCUACAGCACAGUUUAGAGAGAAGCUUCCAUGGUUCCUAAAUGCACUGCCUUCUGCUGAUUGUGCAAAAGGGGGCCAUGGUGCUUACACUAAUAGUGUGGAUCUAAAAGGUUAUGGGAGUGGUGUUAUAAGUGCAUCUGAGUUCCGUACCUAUCACACACCACUUAACGCACAAGGUGAUUAUGUCAAUUCAAUACGAGCUGCGCGGGAGUUCAGCUCAAGAAUGUCUGAUUCUUUAAAGAUGGAUAUCUUUCCGUACUCGGUGUUCUAUAUCUUCUUUGAGCAAUAUCUGGAUAUAUGGAGGGUAGCUUUGAUCAACAUUGCUAUUGCACUCGGUGCAAUCUUCAUCGUUUGUCUGCUCAUGACAUCCAGUGUAUGGAGCUCUGCUAUCAUUUUACUUGUACUGGCAAUGAUUGUUGUGGACCUCAUGGGUGUAAUGGCCAUUUUCAAUAUCCAACUAAACGCAGUCUCUGUUGUAAAUCUUAUAAUGUCAAUCGGAAUUGCUGUUGAGUUCUGUGUCCAUAUAAUGCAUGCUUACUUGGUGAGUCAUGGCAACAGGAGCCAACGAGCAACGAAAGCUCUAAGUAGAGUGGGACCUUCUGUGUUCAGUGGGAUUACACUUACAAAGCUGGUUGGAGUAAUUGUCCUAGCCUUCUCAAGAUCAGAAAUUUUUGUGGUUUACUAUUUUCGAAUGUACCUGGCAUUGGUUCUUAUUGGUUUCUUGCAUGGGCUCGUCUUUUUGCCGGUGGUAUUGAGCCUGUUUGGUCCGCCGAAUAGGCACGCAAGUAUUGAUAUGCAAGAAGUUGAAUCUUCACCGGUCUUGAGUUGAAAUACUAGUGGAAGUAUGGCUCUCCUUUUCCGGGCCGAGAUUCUACUUUUGUUGUCAAACUAUAUGUGCUCGUACUUGCACAAUGCUCCCGGCUUCUCCCAUUUGCUGGUGGGAAUGUAGUAAAAAGUGACCCUUCAAAGAUAACAGUUAUGUUGUAAUGAUACAUGUGACAGAUUACGUAGAAGGUAUAAAAACCACAAAAUCUUGUUAAGAAA
Messenger RNA from Pyrus x bretschneideri (Chinese white pear), 4207 nucleotides. RefSeq names its product NPC intracellular cholesterol transporter 1. The record is from RefSeq and is a predicted model, not a curated record. NCBI's taxonomy places the organism in Eukaryota, Viridiplantae, Streptophyta, Magnoliopsida, Rosales, Rosaceae. Gene Ontology annotation, cellular component: membrane. Gene Ontology annotation, molecular function: lipid carrier activity.